Molecule: messenger RNA, 4067 nt
Organism: Pomacea canaliculata
Lineage: Eukaryota; Metazoa; Mollusca; Gastropoda; Architaenioglossa; Ampullariidae
Product: integrin alpha-9-like
Exons: 23
Coding region: 595-3540 (981 amino acids)
Biological process (GO): cell-matrix adhesion; cell-cell adhesion; integrin-mediated signaling pathway
Cellular component (GO): external side of plasma membrane; integrin complex
Molecular function (GO): integrin binding
Source: RefSeq, a predicted model, not a curated record
CUUUGUUAACAAAUCCGUGCACCAGAAAUAUCCAUCUGUCACAACUCCGCCAUUUUCAACUGUAUUAGCGCCAGAGCUUUUGCUGUGGGUAGAGUGGGAAAAUUCUAAUGCCUCUAGAGAUGUAGAACAAUUAAAAUACUCUUAAAAACUUGUUAUGAUCUUAGCUAAGUGAUUUGAAAAGAAACUGUUUUGCACUCGUGUAGGCCUGUAACAGAAAGAUACGUAUAACUAAAUACAUAUGACACCACACACACCCAGCACACACACACCAGAAAUAGGAUUCUAAUUCCUCUUUCAAGGCGGAAGAGUUCCAAGAGCAAAAUCUGAUGGCGGGUUUUAAUGAUUGAUAAUCAAGCCAAUCACGGUUGUAGGAAAAUGUCACCAGUCUAGCAGCAAUAAACAGCACAGAAGGGUUGAGACUCUUUGAUUAUUAACAUGCUGAAGAACUGUCUACCUAAAAGAAUGGACACGCAAUAAGACGACAAACGAGCCAAACUUCAGACAUAAGAGCAUAACUUACAUUUUUAUAUUAUAUUGUAAAGGCUAUUUUUUCAAGCAGUCAGGGAGAGUCUGUUGGACUUCAACAGCGACAAAAUGCUGUUCAUCAACGACUGUUUCACAUGUGGUGUGUCACUGAUGUUGCUGUGCUCCAUCACGUGCUGCGCUGCUUAUAAUGUCGACGUGCAGUCUGCAGUCGUUCAUCAUGGACCCAACAAAACUUCCUUUGGAUACCGCGCUGAGUUCCUCAUUUUUGAUAAUGGUUCUACAAGCUUGCUAGUUUCGGCUCCACGCUUCAAACCUGAGAAUCAAAUGUCAUCGGGAAAGCACUUCUUUUGCAAACCGUUAGAACACGUUACCUGUGCUGACAGGACGACCACUCCACUUGGCAGAAAACAAGAAAAUGCUUUCCAAGACUUUGAAGAGAAGAAAGAAAUGUUUGGUCUUACAGUGACCUUGCUCAACAAAUCCAGUGCUUUGGUGUGUGGACCAGUCUGGAAUGACCAGUCAAGAAUUAGGUAUGAAUUUCACUUUCCAGUUGGGCGAUGUCAGCUUAUUCCACCCGGGACAUCUUCUUUAUCUCCUAUUUACAAGAAAUUUAGCAGGGAAUACAUUGGACUUGUGGAAGUGGAUGGCCAAAGGAUUCGUCACAUUUUGAAAGGUUUAUCGCAGUUUGGCUUCUCCGCAGCAGUUGAUGGGGAUGGGGAUAUUGUAAUGGGAACUCCUGGAUUCAGUAUCGGAAGAGGGUCCUUUGGUGUCCUUACACUAGAAGACGAAGACUUUGACAUGAAGGAAAACGAGUUGUUUGACAAUGAGCCUGGUGUUUACUUGGGUUUUGCUGUUGCCGUUGGAAAUUUCUGCGGUAACUUGACAGUUUGUUUUGCUGUGUCAAACAGAAUGCCCAAUGGAAAGGUGUACAUCGUGGCAAGGAAACAACAAAAAGUCUUCGAUCAGAUUCAGCUCUUGCAAGAAUUUCAGAAUUACUCCUCGUACGGAUCCACCCUGUGUUCCAUGGACAUCAAUGGCGACGGUCUCUCUGAUCUGUUGGUUGGAGCCCCGACCUACUCGUAUCACAACAAACUCCCGUGGUCUUACGACGAGGGCAGGGUGUUUGUCUACCUGCAGCUACAGGGCAAGCUUCAAAAGGAAGUCGAUCUGGCAGGUGGCAGUAGGAUGUUUGCUCGUUUCGGAUCUGCUAUAGGAGACAUUGGCGACAUCAACAAGGACUCUAUAAAUGAUGUAGCCAUCGGCGCACCACAGGAGGACGAAGGAGUAGGGGCAGUGUACAUUUACCUGGGAAGAUCAAAAGGACCGAGUCAAAGCUACUCACAGCGCAUCUCUGGGCAACGUAUUGAGAAAAGACUGCUCUCAUUUGGAACUCACAUAUCGCAGCCUGUUUCAAAUUUGAGCGCCUAUCCAGCCUUUGCCGUAGGAAGCCCAGAAAGCGAUGCUGUUGUUGUUCUCCGCAUUCGCCCGAUCAUCAGCGCUAGAGCCUACAUCCUGACACCUGCAAGUCCUGUAAACAUCUCUAACAACCUCUGUCCACCCAACAUCAGCAUAGACAGGCUCACGAUCAGCGGAUGUUUAGAGCUGAAACUAUGUGUAAACUACUCUGUCAGCCAUGCAAGACAACAAUAUGACAAUCUUUCAUUUGACUUAACCUUCGAAAUCGAUACUCUGGUGACCAAUAGAGGAUGGAGGCGGAUGCAUUUGUUUAGAGGUCAAGGCCACCCCACAGUGACGUCAGUCAGAGAGACUGUGUCCGUGAACUCCGAGCAAGGUCACUGCCAGUUGUAUACUGCAGUAAUGAGAGAGAAACAGAUCAGCUGGAAUCGAUUCGAAGAAGUAAAAAUAGAAGCUACGUUUGCUUUGAACACCACACAAGUCAAUGGAGACAUUACGCCCAUUAUGAAUAAAGAUCUACCUACCAACACAUCAACAGAGCUGCUGUUCCUGAAUGCUUGUGGUGAAAGUCAGAUAUGCAGACCGGACCUGGUUUUGUCGGGGAACGUGCUCCACGUGCCGUCAGAAGAAAGUCUGAAUCUGAAUGUUGUCAACAUCACGAGUGAAGUGGUGUUAAACCUCUCUGUCACCAACAAACAGGAAACAGCUUACGGGAUCAGAUUGAUAGUCAGCAUACAAGGACAGAUUCAAUUUUUGACUGCAGAUGGCAACUACGCAUCAAGUUUUAGUUGUGACCUUCCAAACAACCAAGAAGACAACGAGCUGGAUGAGGGGAGGACAUUAACUUGCUCUAGCUGGUCUCCUCUGAACCAAGGGGAAACAUUAUCCGUCAGACUUCUGUUCGAUGGAGCUUCGGUCUCGCUGGAGGCCAGCUCCCCACUGAUAAUCUUCAAUAUUACUUCCGAGCCCUACGACAUCGUUCAGAAUCCAGAAAGAGAAAUGAGUGACAACACGAUCCUUCUGGAGUCGAGAAAGCUGAUCAUUGCGGACCUUCAUCUAGAGGGGUUGUCGGACCCUCAUUCUCUGUAUAUCUACCCGGAGUCCGAUCACACGCCUCUACAAGCCGCCCACAGGCUGCUGGUGACCAAUCGCGGCCCGAGCUUUAUGCCCGCUACUCACGUGAUCAUCAGUCUUCCUUAUAUGGACAUGGAGGGGAGGGAACUGCUGACAUCACACAACGUGAUGGUUAAGCACUCUGAUGGAGCCCUAGACCCGUGUUCUUUUGUCAACCCAUUCGAUACGGGUAUGACAACACAAUCCACGCCGUCAUCUUUAAUGGUCAAUCCUUCUACAAUCACCACUAAACAUGGGUCAGAGGGCUCGACCUUUGGUGAUGUAGAAGCAACGCGUCGUCGUCGACGUCAAGCAGGUGACGAGGCACGCGAUAACACGACCGAGAAGUCGGGAAAGGAAGGAGCUUUACUACGGAUGGACUGUAUGAGCUACAAGUGUAGAACCUUCCAGUGCAUAGACUGCCGAUACUCCCUAUACAUGAACAGGCGGAGAUUAAUAUCACUGUUGUCUUCAAACGAGAUGUCCUGCUCUUCCCUAGUAAAAUGGACACCAUCAUGUACCUGACUGAGAGCAAAGUGAUGGAACCUUCAACUUUUCUAUGGGUGGACAGAGCCACGAUCAAAAAAUGUAUCCACCCCGAUUUAUUAUGUGAGGUCACGCAGCAAGGUCAGCAUUUGGAUCAUCGUUGGCGUGUCGUCGGUGGCCUUCUGGUGCUCGUUGUUAUCAUCGUCGUUCUUCGACGUCUGGGCUUUUUCCGGCGGUGGACAAAGAGAGGCUGCAGCGACUGAAGCAAGAGAGCGGAUAUCACAGUAGCAGACGACAACCACAGAGGUCUGCCGGUCCCCUCACGGAGGAACCGAUCUCCGAAGAAAAAUAAGGACUGGAGCACACACGUGAAGUGUUUAACAAUAAAAACACUUGAAUACCACAGAUGAGAUUUUUCGUGAUUAUCUGCCAUCAUAAAAAUCAAGCAUUGGAUCGAAUAUGUUUGUUUUUAAAGAGUGAAUAAUGGAAAGAAAACCCGUACGUGGCUGGAACCUUGCGUUUAUUUCUAUUAUUUUUCACAUAUUAAAAUUUUGGUGGAAUUUUAA